AUGCCGUCCUUGCCCAUCCGAUACCUGCAAGAGGGUAGCACGAUUAGUCAUUAUCACAUGAGGGACGGCAGUAGCAAGCGUCGACGUCACACCCUGCCACCCACGCUUCCCCUCGUCGCCGUCGCCAUCCCCCACGCUUCCCCCCACCGUCGCCCUCGCUUCCUCCCGCUGUCGCUCACACUUUACUCCAUCGUUGACCACGCUCCCCCUCCCGUCGCUUUCGCUUCCUCCCACCGUCGCCCUCGCUUCCUCCCACCGUCUCCCUUGCUUCCUCCCCCCGUCGCCUUCGCUUCCUCCAACCGUCGCUUUCGCUUCCUCCCACCGUCGCCCUCGCUUCCUCACACCGUCGCCCUCGCUUCCUCCCACCGACGCCCUCGCUUCCUCCCACCGUCGCCCUCGCUUCCUCCCACCGUCGCCCUCGCUUCCUCCCACCCUCCCCUACACUCCGCCGUCGUCAUCACUUCCCUGCCUAUCACGUUCACCCUCUUCGUCACACGUCGCCUCUCUCUCUCCCCCUAUUCUACCUUCACCACUCCUACCGUCGUCCAUGGUUACCACCCCACACUUGAACCCUUCUCAUUCUCUCACAUUCUCCCUUCUCCCUUGCUUCUCGCCCACAAUAAACGCAGAGAUGAUGUGAAGGAGGAGGGGACGGAGGAGGGGAGAGAGGAGGAAAGGGAGGAGGAGGAGGAGAUUGGAGGGAGAGGAGAGAUAGUGGAGAGGGCUGAGGAGGGGAAGAUUGGAGGGAGAGAAGAGGGAGUGGCGAGGGCUGAGGAGGGGAAGAUUGGAGGGAGAGAAGAGGGAGUGGCGAGGGCUGAGGAGGGGAGAGAGGAACUUGGCGAAGAGGCAGAGGGUGGGGACGCUCCCUCAAGGGAGGGAAGGGCGAGAGGAGAGACGGGAGUGGAAGGCGAGCAGGGUAUGGGUGUGGGUAUGGGAGAGGACGCUGUAGGGGAGGGGUGGAUGGAGGAGGAGAGACAGAAGCUGCAGGCGCUGCUGUGUGCUGCGGGCCUCACUCUGCUGGCAGGGGGGUCCAGUCAACCCAGUCAACCUGGUCAACCAAGUCAACAGGGUCAGCACCUCGGGAUUCGAGCAGCUGAGAGUGAAGGUGGGUUGGAGAAGGUGAGAGUGAAGGUGGGUUGGAGAAGCCUGUCUCGAAAGGCGAAUAGUAUGAGUGGAGAAGGGGGAGUGGUGGGAGGCGGCGUGGAUGCGGUGGGAGGUGGUCUUGCUCGCCCAACAGUAGAUGAUGGUGAGGCAAGGGAUUUACGGGCGAGAGGAGGAGGACAAACGCCAGGUGCACUGGGAGGGGUGCAGAGUGAUGCUGACGAGGCGGAGGAAGGGGCAGAGAAGGAGGUGAGGAGUGAGGGUGGGGAACAUGGAGAUGCGUCAGUGCAAAAGAGGAGGAGAGUUGGUGCCACCGCUGGACAGGAAUCAAGGGCUUUCUCAACAAUGCGAGUCACUGGCGAGCGUGGUAUCACAGGCGAUGGUAUCACAGCGUGGUAUCACAGGCGUCAUCUCAUCCCCCCAUCAUCUCAUCCCCCCAUCAUCCCAUUCCCCCAUCAUCUCAUCCCCCCAUCAUCUCAUCCGCCCAUCAUCUCAUCCCCCCAUCAUCUCAUCCCCCCAUCAUCUCAUCCCCCCAUCAUCACAUCCCCCCAUCAUCUCAUCCGCCCAUCAUCUCAUCCCCCCAUCAUCUCAUCCGCCCAUCAUCUCAUCCCCCCAUCAUCUCAUCCGCCCAUCAUCUCAUCCCCCCAUCAUCUCAUCCCCCCAUCAUCUCAUCCCCCCAUCAUCUCAUCCGCCCAUCAUCUCAUCCCCCCAUCAUCUCAUCCGCCCAUCAUCUCAUCCGCCCUUCUUCUGUCUGCCAUGCAUCCAGUCGUGAUGAGUAUAGGGUUUGAUGAUACUAGUCAUCUACAAUAG
Molecule: messenger RNA, 1911 nt
Organism: Closterium sp. NIES-65
Lineage: Eukaryota; Viridiplantae; Streptophyta; Zygnematophyceae; Desmidiales; Closteriaceae
Source: the annotation of a GenBank genome assembly